This is a messenger RNA of Exaiptasia diaphana, 2129 nucleotides long. Its product is annotated as sialin. Bases 89 to 1711 code for a protein of 540 amino acids. Gene Ontology annotation, biological process: monoatomic anion transport; transmembrane transport. Gene Ontology annotation, molecular function: transmembrane transporter activity. NCBI's taxonomy places the organism in Eukaryota, Metazoa, Cnidaria, Anthozoa, Actiniaria, Aiptasiidae. The record is from RefSeq and is a predicted model, not a curated record. The transcript has 10 exons.
CAAAACAGAACUGGUCCUUGAAAGCCGGAUGUAUCYAAUAAGAAGCAGAAAGUCAUGAGAUAUUUCUAAUACAAGGAGAAGAAACGACAUGGACAACGAUGGUGUAGAUGAUGAGACAUGUAAACUUUUAUCUGGAGUUGCCGAUCCUUCUAGAUCGACUUCAACAUCAACAAACUAUACGAAAGACCCCAUCGGUCUAGUAUCGAGGAUAUUUUGCUGUCGAAAUGUACUGGUGCUUUUGCAGUUUUUGGGCUUUGUUACUGUUUAUGGGAUGAGAGCAAACCUUAGUGUAGCUUUAGUAGCAAUGGUUAACCAGACAUAUGCCGAGCAAACUUCAGGACAUCGAMUCAUUGAGCCAGAAUGUAGAGUAAAACAUCGAAAUACGACCCAAGACGAUCACAAUGAAGAUGGUCCAUUUAAGUGGGAUCCAGUUGUUCAAGGUUAUAUCCUCAGUGCAUUUUUUUAUGGAUACAUUGCAACACAAGUACCAGGAGGUUGGCUCUCAACCAAGUUUGGAGGAAAAAAGGUUUUGGCAUAUGGGAUAUUCUUUACUGCUUGUUUCACUGGCYUGACACCAAUAGCAGCUAGAACAAAUGCUGCUUUUUUGAUUGCUGUGAGGGUUCUUGCAGGAUUAAGUGAGGGUGUAACAUAUCCUGCAGCAACAACUAUGUGGAGCAGGUGGGCCAGUCCACUAGAAAGAAGCACCUACAUUGUCCUUUGUUUUWCAGGUGGYGAUUUUGGUGCAAUUUCUGCCUUACCUUUAAGUGGAUGGCUUAGUUCUUUAACUUUUAUUGAUGAUGGCUGGCCAUUGGCAUUUUAUGUAUUUGGUGCUCUAGGGUUAAUAUGGUUCAUAGUUUGGAUGGCUGUUGUUCAUGAAAGUCCAGCAGUACAUCCAAGAAUCUCUCCAUGGGAAAAACAGCACAUUAUCACAGGAAUAGGAAACUCUCAAGAUAAAAUCAAUAAGAAAUAUCCAACUCCAUGGCAAUCUAUAUUUUCAUCUAUACCAGUAUGGGCAAUGUUUAUUGCAUCUUUCUCUUAUGGGUGGAGCUGGUAUGUCUUCUUGACAUGCUUGCCUUCAUUUUUCAAGGAGGUGUUGGACUUCAACAUCAAACAGAAUGGUGURUURACAGCACUACCCUUCAUAGCUUCAUGCAUAUCAAAGAAUUCCAUUGCAUUAUUUUCUGAUUGGCUGCAAAAGACGUUUGGAUUUUCUACAACUUUUGUSAGAAAGGYUUUUGGAAUCACAGGAAUUUUGUUAAGUGCAAGUCUACUAUUACCUGUUGGGUAUCUACAGUGUAGUCAAACAUUUCUCUGUGUUGCUCUUCUUACCCUGUCCUGUGGUGCAUUAGGAAUAUACACUACUACAGGCAGUACCAUAGCCCUGGACUUGUCACCAAGAUUUGCUGGUGUUGUCAUGGCAGUUAUUAACUUUGGGACCAAUGUUCCUGGAGUUUUAACACCAAUGGUUGUUGGCCAGUUGACAAAUCACAAACCUACAAGACAACAAUGGAAAAAGGCUUUUUAUAUCACUUGUGGAAUAAACCUGUUUGGAGUGCUAGUAUUGUUGAUAUUUGGAAGUGCAAAAGAACAACCCUGGAACUUUCCAAACAAGGAAGAAAGGGACAGUGAUGAAGAAAGGCUUGGUAAAGCUGUACGAGGCAGACAAGAAAUAUUCCCUAAAGACAAACAAUUUACAAGCCGGCAGUGUUAAAACUUGCCGGUUAUCAGCUGUAUUCUUGAAUUUAGUUCAUUAUUGUGUUUCAGCCUCUGGAAUGGAAUAAUUUAGCUAGUCUUUAAAAAAUAUUGUUUUUAGAGUGGUUUUCAUAAACCCGUGAAGCAAAGUGUAAUAGAUCGUAAUAGUCGCGUAGAGACAAUAAAAAACAAAAGAGCCAAAGUGUAAUAGCGAUAAAUACGCUAAAGUGUGUUUCACGGGUUAAUGAAAACCACUCUAAUUGUAUAAUAUUAAGUAGGAUAAAUCCUAUGUUGUGCAAUAGUUCCAAUCAAUUUUAAUUUAUAGGAUAGAAAAAAAAUGCUUUUUGAAUGGUAUCGAGUUUUGUAUUAUUUAUAUCAUGUAGUUUAUAAUAAUUGAAAUCGCAUUGCCUGUUAUUAAAAAGAAAGAUAAUUUAAAG